Scaptodrosophila lebanonensis is the source of this 1460-nucleotide messenger RNA. RefSeq names its product aminoacylase-1. Gene Ontology annotation, cellular component: cytoplasm. Gene Ontology annotation, biological process: amino acid metabolic process. Bases 197 to 1405 code for a protein of 402 amino acids. Gene Ontology annotation, molecular function: aminoacylase activity. The record is from RefSeq and is a predicted model, not a curated record. NCBI's taxonomy places the organism in Eukaryota, Metazoa, Arthropoda, Insecta, Diptera, Drosophilidae. The transcript has 6 exons.
AUUUAGCACGGGAAAAGCGAUCUUCAGCCACUGUGCGUCGCUCUUUAAACAUCGCUAUCAGAUCGCAACGAAACGUAAUGCCCUCGAAAAUGCGGCUGCCUAUGAAAUUGAGUGUUGCGGCGAUUCGACUCAUAGACUCGACAGUGACACACGAGACGUCGCACGUCGUAGCUCGCACCUGGCAGUAGCUGUUGAAAUGAGUGCCAAUACCGAUUGGGAGUCUAACGAGGAGCUGCAGCUCUUUCGAGAGUACCUGCGCAUUCCCAGCGUCCAUCCACAUCCGAACUAUGACGGUUGUUUGGAGUUCUUAAAGCGUCAGGCCAAGCAACUGGAGCUACCCCUGGCCGUUUAUUAUCCGAGCAAUGCGGAUAAUCCUGUGGUGGUGAUGACCUGGAUAGGUCUGGAGCCUGAACUGCCCGCCGUCUUACUCAAUUCGCAUAUGGAUGUGGUGCCCGUAUUUCCGGAGAACUGGACACAUCCACCCUUUGGUGCAGACAUUGAUAAACAGGGUCGGAUCUAUGCGCGCGGAGCUCAAGACAUGAAGUGUGUAGGGAUGCAGUAUUUGGGAGCCAUACGUGCACUUAAACAGAGUGGGUCCAGGUUCAGGCGCACUAUCCAUAUUUCAUUUGUAGCAGAUGAAGAAAUGGGCGGCGCUCUGGGCAUGCGCCCGUUUGUCCACACCGAUGAGUUUCGUGCCCUAAAUGUAGGCUUUGGACUAGACGAGGGUUUGGCUUCGCCAACAGAUGAAUUUCCAGUUUUUUAUGCGGAACGCAGCGUGUGGCGAUUUUAUUUUAAGGCUAGCGGCACCGCCGGCCAUGGGUCGUUGCUGCUUCCCGGCACUGCGGGCGAGAAGCUGAACUAUAUCGUGGGAAAAAUGAUGGAGCUCCGACGUAGCCAGGUGUUACGGCUCGAGAACAACCCGGAGCUGACCAUUGGGGAUGUGACAACCGUUAAUUUGACGCGUCUUAGUGGUGGCGUUCAAAGCAAUGUGGUGCCUCCUCAACUUACCGCCUGCUUUGAUGUACGCCUGGCUCUGGACGUAGAUCAUCGACAGUUUGAGGCGGAUAUGCAUAGGUGGAUCGAAGAGGCUGGUGGAGGCGUUGAGCUGGAGUACGAGCAUCAGAGGCCGCGAGUGGAGCCUACGGCCACCGAUGAGAGCAAUCCCUUCUGGAUGGCUUUCAAGAGCGCCACCGAUGAACUGGGUCUGGACAUAAAGCUGCAAAUUUUUACCGGCGGCACUGACAGUCGCUAUUUGCGUGAAUUGGGUAUUCCGGCCUUGGGCUUCUCGCCUAUGAACAACACUCCCGUGCUACUGCACGACCACGAUGAGUUUCUACAGGCCGAUGUCUAUUUGAGGGGUAUCGAGAUAUUCAAGAAAAUUAUUAAAAAUGUAGCCAAUGUGUAGGCAUUUCGUUAUUGCUUGCUAUAGAUUAAAUAUAAAAGUGGUUUCGAAAAAUAAA